AUGUCUGCUCCAUCACUGUUGCGACAAGCUACCCAGAAGAACAUGUCUAUCACUCAGACCUACUACCUGGCCCACAAGGCCCGAGCAAAGCUCUCUCGCGAGGCUGCUCAACCCGAUCACGAUCUCCGACUCCUGGUUGGACACGCUAACCUCCUCGACUCUCUGAUGCUCGAACUUGCCGAAGCCGAGCGAGAGCAGGAGCGAUGGUUCAACCAGUCUGUCCGCAACUCAAAGGCCACAUCCGCCGCCAACAACAAGCGACACAUCCAGUGGGCCGAUCGGAUCGAAGAGGAGGCUGUCGAUGAGGAGGAAUACGACUCCGACUCUUCAGUCGACUCUGACGACGAAUCCGACUACGACGAGAUGGAGGAGAACACCCGCACCACAAUCACCCCCGCCUCCACAAUCAAGGUUGUCGAGGACGAGGUCAUGGCUGACGACGAUCUCGAGGAGGACUACGCUCACCUCGGCCUUGUUCGAACUCCAUCUCACUCCAACUCCCCUCCGGAGCUGGUUGACCACGAAUCCGAUGAGUCUUCUGACGACGAGGCCAUGCCUCCAUCACCUGUCGAUGCCGAGCUGCCUCUUCCCGAGAAGUCAGAACAAGAAAGCGAAGAAUCAUUUUACCAAGAAGAGGACUUUUACCUGGGCCGGCGAUCACCUGCCGGCCUGGUGUCUGCUAUCUCAGUCUAUUAA
Messenger RNA from Trichoderma gamsii, 696 nucleotides. RefSeq lists its product as hypothetical. The record is from RefSeq and is a predicted model, not a curated record. The transcript has a single exon. The coding region runs from base 1 to 696 and encodes 231 amino acids. NCBI's taxonomy places the organism in Eukaryota, Fungi, Ascomycota, Sordariomycetes, Hypocreales, Hypocreaceae.